AUGACUCGGUACGGGGGCCUGGGCCGGACGCGCCCCAAAAAGCUCACCUCUAAGGCAUCCAUCCCCAUCGUCCGCGAGCACGAGAUCGAUGCCCUAGACGAUGAGAUCCAGUCCGCACUCCAGCAGAUCGAGACCGGCGUCGAAAAGGCUGAGGAGUCGGAAUUUCACUUGCAGGCCGCGAUCAAUGCCGCCGCUCAGGGUAAAGAUAACGAUGCGCAUAUCCCGACCCGCGAAGUCAUCACCAGUGACAUCCAGUAUGCCAAAUUAUACCCGCCUCUCUUCUCGCAGCCAGCGACGUACAUCCGCUUCUCCUCUACGGUGGAGGACUGCUGCGGAUGUCCGUAUAACAUGAAUGAGGAGGACGAUGCAUGGCUGAAGAAUUUCAACUCGAAACGCGACGCUUCCAGUCAGUGCUCUGAGGAUGAUUUCGAGGCUACCAUGAACUUCUUCGAGGAGACUGCACGGGCGAAGCAACCAUUCGCAGCUGUUGAUAGCCCGCCAGUACUCUCCUUUGCCGACAUGGCAGAGGCAAUGGAUGCCGCCGUAGAAGACAAUGUAAAGCGCUUUGCCAAGGAUGUCUAUGAGCACUGGAAGGCGCGUCGGUUGGCCACGGAAAACAACUCGCUGGAGCCAGCGUUGAAGUUCGAAACCGGCCAAGAUACGGAUGAUAGUGAUCCCUUCGUCUGUUUCCGCCGCCGUGAAGUGCGCCAAAUCCGCAAAACUCGUGGCCGCGAUGCGCAGAGUGCGGAGAAGCUUCGUCGGCUUCGUAAAGAGUUGGAAGAUGCUCGGCAGUUGGUUGCGCUGGUGCGCCAACGCGAGGUUGCUCGCAAGGAGAUGCUCGCUAUGGAGCGCACGCUCUUCGUGCAGCGCAAUGAGGUCAAGGAGAUGAAGCGUAAGCUCAACAUCAAGGACGAUGAUGAGGACCUCAUUCACCAGAAGCCCAAGAAGAAGCAGAUCGAGAUGCCUCCUCGCCAACCGAAUGCGCCUCAGCUCCGCAUGCCUCUCAAGCCUGGUCUGCAAGGCGCAGAGGACUUGCAAAUGCUGGAGGACCUUCAGUCAGAGAAGGAAAACGAGAUUCUGCGCGAUAUCAGGGCAAACAUUGCCAAGCAUAUCAAGUGGAACGAAGGUUAUGUGGAUCAUACCCGAGCACCACUUUCCCCAUCCCCCGAACGGACAUUCGACGCUGCGACAUUUCGUCCUGCAUUCACGGCACAAUUGCCCACCCCGCCAUCAUCGGAGUCUUCGGGCGAUAUGAUGGACACCUCAUUAGACGUGACCAGCCCGCAUUUCUCCAAAGAUAAGCUCACCUCGCGAGCCAUGGAGCUGCACGAGGAGCCACACCGUAUGCCAUCCUUCAGACGACGAGUAGGGCGAGGUGGUCGCCUGCUGAUUGACCGUCGAAACGUCGUGUCGCGUUGUAAAGUCGAUCUGGAUUCGUUCAAGGCCGAUCGGUUCAAGUAUGAUCAGGAGGACUCCGACGAGGAGCCCAUCUAUGAUACAGAUGCACACAGCAUCCAGAUCAUGCAGCACCGCGCCAUCACCAUGGCGAAGGCGCGCGAACAAGCCGCAGUGGCUGCCCAAGCACAUGCGCAGGCGCAAGCGCAAGCAGCCCAGCAACGACGUUUGCAGGCAGACCAAGCUGGGAGCUCCCAGGGUGCGAAUCCUGCCCCCAACGUCGUGACCGCGUCGUCCGAGGCGUGA
Messenger RNA from Penicillium canariense, 1701 nucleotides. RefSeq lists its product as uncharacterized. Gene Ontology annotation, cellular component: piccolo histone acetyltransferase complex. Bases 1 to 1701 code for a protein of 566 amino acids. The record is from RefSeq and is a predicted model, not a curated record. Lineage: Eukaryota; Fungi; Ascomycota; Eurotiomycetes; Eurotiales; Aspergillaceae. Gene Ontology annotation, biological process: regulation of transcription by RNA polymerase II. The transcript is spliced from 4 exons.